AGUCUCGUGUAGCGUGUCUCUACCGUACUACAGACUACCGCGAUCCAGAUCUGGCAUGGCGGUAGCUCAGCCAAAGUCCACGCUUAGAGAGAUCUACCCCGCUUCGUCGUCCCCGCACCUAGCACCUCUUCCAAGCUUCAAUCCUAGCCCCAAGUCUUAGCCAGCACACUAUGUCGGCCACCGUUUUCCGUUCAUAUGGCUUGGCUAGGACAAGUCAGCAACCAUGUUCCCGGCGCAUCGGAAUGACUCGCAGCACAGCCCCUCCAGUCUUUCCACUCCUGUUGCGCCUGUCAUCUCGUUGCAUCGAGUGAAUUAGGAGUGAAUAGUCGGUAUAUAUAACAUUAAUCAAAACCAUCAUAGUCCUCAAGCUAUACCAAAAUUCCCCAAAAGCAUACUGAAAACAUUCCGUAAUAAUGAAAGCCGGCCAGUGGGAUCCUAAGGAAAAGAAGGUCGUCGUGAACGAUGUGCCGAAACCAACCGAAGCUCCAAACCAGUUUCUGGUCAAGAUACAAUCCGCAUCGCUAUGUCACUCCGACCUCCUCCAUGCUAUGAGGCCGGACUACGCUGUCACGCUGGGCCACGAAGGCGUCGGCUAUAUUGAGUCCAUCGGCAAAGAGGCAAGCGACAAAGGCUUUCAAGUCGGCGACGCGAUUGGCUUCAAUUACUUUAUCGGCGCUUGCUUCGAAUGCGAAGGAUGCAUGGUUCACAACGUGCGAUGCGAGAAAGGUAACCAGAAAUUGCAAGGUUUCGUAGCAGAUGGUUACUUUGCCGAGUACGCGGUUGUAGAUUGGCAGAACGCUAUCAAGUUGCCCGAGAAUUUGGAUAUGAGUAAGACUGCGCCACUGUUUUGCGCCGGUAUCACAGCUUUCCAUUCGGUGGAUAGUUGCGAGUUGAAAUCAGGAGAUUGGUUAGCGGUAAUCGGAUGCGGUGGCUUGGGCCAAUAUGCUAUCCAGUAUGCAAAAGCUAUGGGUAUCAAGACCAUCGGUCUCGACAUCAACGACAAUCAACUCGAUGUGGCGAAGAAGGUCGGCGCGGAUGCUGUCUUCAACUCCAUGAAAAACAAAGACUAUCUUCAGGAGAUCAAGAAACUCACUGGUGGUAAGGGAUGUCAUGCUGCGGCUGUCUACAGCGCGUCAAACGCAGCAUACGCCGGUGCGCCAGAUGUUUUGAGAACAGGCGGAUUACUUAUGGUGAUCGGCAUCGCGCCUAAAGGACUUGACUUCAUAAACACAUUUGAUUUGACAACGGGACGGUAUCGCAUCAAGGCCGAUAGCACGGGUAUUCCCCAGCGAAUGAAGAAGGCGGUCGAAUUUACUGGGAAGCAUAGUAUACAGCCAGAAGUCGAGUUCCGCAAGAUCGAUGACUUGCCGCAGAUGGUUGCGGAUAUGGAGGCUGGUAAAGCGGAGAAGAGACAGGUCGUGGUGUUUUAGACUCCUCGCUCAAUUGAC
Messenger RNA from Alternaria alternata, 1448 nucleotides. RefSeq names its product GroES-like protein. The record is from RefSeq and is a predicted model, not a curated record. Bases 414 to 1430 code for a protein of 338 amino acids. Gene Ontology annotation, molecular function: oxidoreductase activity; zinc ion binding. Lineage: Eukaryota; Fungi; Ascomycota; Dothideomycetes; Pleosporales; Pleosporaceae. The transcript is spliced from 3 exons.